UAUAGUGCUAUAAGGAUUGUUCUUAAACCAUCAACCAAAGACUUAUUUCUCACUGACCUUCACAAUACAAUAAUCCUCUUCAAAAUCAGAAGUCACAAGGAAGAACUUACUCAGUGGACAUGUGGUGGGUGGUAUUCGCAUGAGUUCAGCUUCAGCAGUACGCUCAUUUGAAAGACAGCCAAAAAGACUAUUGUCCAUAUCUGCUUUCCAAGACCAUAUUCGUCCAUCUGCAACUUCAAAGAACUUGUCUAAAAUAAAGCAAAGAAAAUCUGUGAUUGGUAAGAUGAACAAACUUGGAGAAAGGAUGGAUUGUCUUGCACAAGGCAUCCGUGAGCAUGUGAGCCUAAGCCCGAAGCUAACAGAAAUUGUGAAGGGAAAAUUGAGCCUUGGGGCAAAAAUUCUUCAAGUAGGAGGGUUGGAGAGAAUAUUCAAGCAGAAGUUUAGUGCUAGAGAUAAUGAAGAGCUAUUGAAGGUUUCUCAAUGCUAUUUAUCAACCACAACUGGUCCAAUGGCAGGCCUUCUCUUCAUCUCUACUGAUAAGGUUGCUUUCUGCAGUGAGAGAUCAAUAAAGCUCUUAUCUCCAACUGGACAUUUUCUUAGAAUCCAUUACAAGGUGUUGAUCCCACUAAGUAAGAUGAAGAAAGCAAAAGAGAGCGAAAAUAUGGAAAAGCCAUCACAGAAGUAUAUACAGUUAGUUACAGAGGAUGAUUUUGAGUUCUGGUUUAUGGGAUUCCUCAAUCAUCAAAAGACCCUCAGAUAUCUGCAGCGGUCAAUUUCAUCAGGUUCAAGCAAGCUAAGAAGAUAAUUCUUUUUCCUUUUUUUCAUUUUUUUUCCAAUACACCCGUUCAUCAAUGUAAAAUAUUGAUGCAAAAAAGAAUUCAAUGAUCUGUUAAAACUUGUAACUAGAUCCAAUGCUCAAAGGAGGUUUUAGGUUUGGUAGGCUUUGAGCCUUGUGAGUUGAUGUGAAUAUAUAGACUUGUAAAAUUUAUGCAAACAGAUGGCUCUUCUUUGAUGAUUAAUUUAGCUUUCUGC
Nicotiana attenuata is the source of this 1032-nucleotide messenger RNA. RefSeq names its product GEM-like protein 4. Bases 140 to 805 code for a protein of 221 amino acids. The transcript has 4 exons. Lineage: Eukaryota; Viridiplantae; Streptophyta; Magnoliopsida; Solanales; Solanaceae. The record is from RefSeq and is a predicted model, not a curated record.